Molecule: messenger RNA, 6306 nt
Organism: Haplochromis burtoni (Burton's mouthbrooder)
Lineage: Eukaryota; Metazoa; Chordata; Actinopteri; Cichliformes; Cichlidae
Gene: proser3
Product: proline and serine rich 3
Exons: 13
Coding region: 388-2478 (696 amino acids)
Source: RefSeq, a predicted model, not a curated record
CGUUCCCUAUUGGCUGUAUGUCGUGUAGUAAAUAACGUUCGGGAUACACAACAAAAGCUCUCUUCCACUUUCAUCGAGAAUGUGGUGGGUUUGUAAAAUAAACGCGAAGUUACUAUGUUUUUAGUCAGAACGUGAAAUUUGAAUGAUAAAUAGAUGUUCAUAGAGGCUAACGGAGAAGCGUAAUUUAUAUUCUUAAAGGGAAUUUCUGGCAUUUGAAGUAACUUUGUGUGUAGACAAGUAAACUCGGAAGAGUUUAGUAAUGGGGGCAUCGUCUUUUUGUUAGCUAAGUAACCCACUCAGAUUAACACCUCAGUCCAGAUAUGAUUUGGGGUGCCCGAGAUAAACCAAGCCCACGUUGAAACUGUGUGUGCUUUCUUGUGGUCGUUGAUGUCUCAUCGGUCACCUCCAAAGGUUGCUAUGAAUUCCAGUGGACCUGUGCUCACAAAGCAGAAUCCCUUCCCACCAGCACCGAAAGUGAGGACGGCACACUACCACCCAUCCAGCAACCAACCCCUUUCAAAGAAAGAGAAAAAAACUUUCUUCUUGCAGACACUAAGUCCUGUACGUUUAAACCAGCAAUCCAGAACAAAGUUACAUAACCUAAACCAAGACAGCCAGCAGCUGUCUAAGAAGCAUUACCGUUUUUCCUCCAUUGAUGGACAACCUGUUCUUAAAGACUCCCAGGCCUCCACUGUCUUUGAAUUCUCUCCUGAUAGACAUACUGCCUUAUCUGACAUGGACGAACCCAAAAAAUCUGGAAAAAGGGGGAAUUCCAGUGUUUCCCAAGUUCAAGGAUGCCAGGAGGAUUCUUUGCUGGCAAAAUAUGUAGAGCGUUUUCGCCAUGGUCAGCCACAGAGUCGAGAGGAGCGCCAUCAGGUGGCCUCUGCCAGUGGAGAAGAGCAGGCACCUUUUUGGUGGAUGUCACAUUCAUCUCUCAGCAGUUCAACACCAACUAAAACAACAGACGAAGAUGUUAUCCAACUUCUGAAAGAGGACCAGGAUGCUGCUCUUUAUGAUCCAUCUGCACGGCGUGACCAUAACAGAUCCCCUUCUCCCUACAGAGGAUCCAAUAGUCUUUUGUCCGACACAUCACAGGGUGAAUUUGAUGACAGGGAGAUCCUGCACCUUCAAGAAAAGGCCAGCAGACUUCUUCUGAGGGGUGAAUGUUCUGUGAGUGAUGGAUCUGUCCCUGUCAGCUCAGAGGGGCUGGGAUGCUCAGAUUUCUCCUCUCCCAUCAGUACAGAUGAGCCAGUGAAGCAACCUUUGAUUCCCAGUUUAUUCAAAAAUACUACUGCAAAGGCCAGCUCAGACUCAGCUCAUGGUGUGUCCUUCCAAAAAUCUGUCAUGCCUUCUUUGGUGCCUCCUACCCGUCCAGAGGAAGACAUAUUGUUCCAGUGGCGUUUAAGGAGGAAAAUGGAACAAGCCAGAGAGAGGCCCCUGUCUGUGCAAGCCUCCAGUCCUCAUGCAUUUGGUUGGCAGUCCAUGAGGUUAAGCUAUCCCUCCAUCAGUGAACAAGCUUACAAGGAACAGCAGGGUACCCAACCCCCUCAAUUCUCACAAAGAGAUACUCAUUCACACAUCACUGCUGCCCAGCCAGAAACCACUGAGGCCCAGAGGUUCUGUCCCCCAGCUCCAGGCCCUUCGCUAUUCCCCACCAUCAAUGUUUCUGGUUCAGUCCCUCAGCUGCAGAGCAUUGCCCAUGUUCCUUCCCACAUGCAUUUUCUCUGUGACGUCUUGCCAUGUCCCAUCCAGUCAUCUCAUGCCAAAGUGCACCAGAGCAUUUCACAAAGGUUAGACGAGUCACAAACCAAAGUUCUUCACAAAAAGACCCAAGUCCCUGAAAGCCUUGGAGAAUUAACUCUUUGUGAACGCGUGUCACUCACUCUACCUGCGCCAUCUGAGAGAGAGUGGCCUGAUCACCAAAAAAUGUUUGAGAAGAACAAGAAAAAGAAAAUGGGGAUGAAGCAAUCAGAGGUAAAUGGGAAGGAGGAAGCAGCAGUUGCUAGACAGCAAAAGAAAUCAGCAAGGAAUUCAUUACAUCAAAAGCUUCCCAAAAAGGUCACAUCAUGUAAAGAGCAGCAGCAACCAGAGAGAAGACAAGAGCUUCCCAGUGAAAGCUGUGCUGGUGAUCAUGAACCACCACCAUCUCCUAUCCGCAAUGCAUUAGGACAGGUAGUUUCAGAGGUACUGUUUCCUACGGUGGAUUCCUCUUCUCCAAAAAAGAUUCCUGUUUCAUCUGAUUCUCCUUCCUGCACCGUCUCUGCACCUUCACCACCGCCAAUUCCUCCAAGAAAUGCCCUGAACUCUAUGGAGGUCAUUUCACAGCUGCUGCAAGAGGCCGAAGAUUCGGAUGAAAAAGAGUUUGGAGAUGAUCCUUUGUUACAAGUUCUUCGCAAACAGAGAAAAUGGGUGAAGGAGCAGAUCAGUGAGGUGGACUCCAUCUUAAAUGAAUUUGUGGAAGAGCAACAAGUUACUUGAAGAACAUCAAGAGACAGUUUGUGUAGUCACAUUUAUUUAUUUUUUAUUUUAUAAAGAAAUAAAGUUAAUUUAUAUUUUUGAGGACAUUUUUCUACAAUAAAGGUUGGAGAUGUGUCUCGGUGGAUUAUUAUUCACAACACUGUGCAUGUACAAAAGUUGCACACAAAAAGCAGGAGUUGGAAAUGCUAACAGAGAAUAUUUACAAAGUAGAGUGGUUACUUGAAACAUUAUGUAACAUUGAGUAUUAGCAGAGCACUAUAUACAAACCUUGGAGUGCAGGGAACGUUAGAACUGUGCCAGGAACAGAGCAGAUGUGUGUUUUGGCACAUACCAAGUUCUGCUGGGAGUGCAGGAGCUUGAAGUUAUUGCCAUUUUUGUCAGUGUGACCAUAAAGGCUUCCGCUGAUUUAUUUUUGUGUACGGUAAGGAUGGCAGAGGUUUUAGUGUCAUCUGUUAAUGCAAUUUAAGUAAGAGGUGUGUAGCUCUGAGUUUGCAGCAUAGGUGCAGAUAUGAUAAGGAUCCCAUCUGGAGAGACCGCUGACUCCAAAGCCAUGAUGUCCACUCUCUUUGGAAUGCGGUAGCGACGGUUAAACUGCCGUGUUGUAAAUCCAGGACCGUCCUUCUAACACAAAAGAGAUGAGAAGUGAGAUGUGUAGCACAAAAAUAGAGAAAAAAUAUCCAUGUACCUCAGCAUACCAACCUUUCUCUCUUCAUGCUUUCCUUGCACUUCUACAAAGUCUCCUAUGACUUUGACGAUCAGGUCCUCUGGGUUGAAAUGUUUCACAUCAACUUGAACUGUAAAUCCGCUGUCAUCACAGGUUACCUAACAACAGGAGUCAACACUUCUGCAUGAUUAAACAAGACAUAAAGUUCCUUACAGCAGCCUGCACUCAGUAGAUAUCCUUAACCAUAUUUCGGUGUGGGGAAACUGAAAACACCUUUUCAAUAAGACGUGGAUCUGACUGAAAGCUCAGAAAAAUGUAAAGGACUCCUUUUUUUCCCUUUUACUUUAAGCCAGGGGUUGUCAAACAUGUCCAGGGGCCAGAAUUGGCCUGACAAAGACUCCAGUCUGAUCCGCUGAACUUCUUUUGAAAAUGUGGAGGGGACACUUUUUUUUGUGUACUUUUACCUGUAUUUUUGGUGGUUUAACAGCUUUUACUCCUGAUAAAUACCUCCCCCGUGGCCAUUAUUUCUCCACUAAAGUAUUAAAAAUAAAUAAAUCUAUGAAUAAGCAAAAAGUGUUACUAUUACAGGACAGUCUGUGCAAUGAGCAACCAGGACUCUUUCUGUAAUUUUACACAUUAAAUUUUUACAAUUUAAGAGCCUUGAUGACAGAUGUCUUACAUUUACUACAGCAGGAUUUCUUUAUCAGAUGUAUUGUUUAAAUUCUUUUUUUUUCUUAUACUAAGAUAAAUCAGGGAUAUCUGCUGGUUAAACCUCUUUACAUUGACAGAAAGGGGAGUUUCAAAGGUUUUACACCACAGCCUGACCUUAAGUGGGUAUGUGGUUCACAGUGUAAAAUGAGUUAAAAUGAGAACCAUGGACAAUUUAUACUAACAUAUGUUAGUAUAAAAUGUAAAUAAAUUCAGUGACCUACCUCUGCAGCGCUGGCAUUAUCAGUCUCUGGAAUGAUUAAUUUUGGGGACCAAUUAUAUUGUCCAUAAGUCCCGUUGAGCCGUGGAAUAAGAGGUGGUAAAACCUUCUCCCAGGGGAUACCACCAGCUGGCAUAGUGGGUGGCAGGAUGAAGUCCAUUUCUAGUAGGCACAAAGUUUGAAAAAUCAAGAGCUGACUAAACAGCAGUUAAGCCUACAGCACCCGAGGCUACAAGACAUAAAGCACUGAGCAGUUACCUUUGCUUAAAUUCUCUGGAGUGGAAAGAAGAGCUCUAGUUACAGCGCUUGUGUUCUCUGUGCUUCUCUCCUCUCUCGGCUCCUGGAUGAGACUGACUUGUUGCGUGCCGCGUGUUUUAUAGUGGAGUUGCAUAAUAAGUUGGGAAUUCAUCCUGGGACACCUUGCUUCUGUUAUGUUCUGGACUGCGUACCCUUGGGUGUUCCGGCAUGGUCACAGAUAAACGUGUAGGCCUAUUAUUUUGAGAGUGACACAGCUGUUGCAGGCUUAUUGUUAAUUAACGUUGUUAUUGGCCAUUAUCAAAGUUACAGCAUGCAGCCUUUUUACACGGUCAGUGGCACCAACGCGGACUAUUCAUGUGUAAUUAUCAAAGCUGUUAAGAGCUGUAUGCCUAAGGUUGGUUGUCAAGGAAGGUUUGUCCAAAAAUAAAUUCAAAAGACGACGUUAACCCUUGUUGGUUGACACCAGACGGACAGUGACAGCAGGGGCGUGCUAAACACAUGCUACAGCACGUGUACUACCAGUAAACCACUGUCCUUCCCCAUAGUUAUGAGGUUUUUUAGACCUUUAGCAAUAUAAUGUAGACAUCAUAAAAUACAUUUAGAUUGCAUAUUACUCGAGUUUUGGCUUAUUUUUAUUGACUGCCAGUAAAAUUUUAGAUUUCACUUUAAAAUUUUCGUUUUAACUUAACUUUUAGCUCUACAUAGUCAGCUCCCCGGUAUAUCUCUGACCUGUUGAAAGCUCGUUCUUCUUCCCAAACACUUAGGUCUUCAGGUCAGAGGUUGCUGUAGGUCACAUGUACUAGUUUCAAAAUUCGUGGUGAUCGGGCUUUGCAGGCAGUGGCACAGAGGUUGUGGGAUUCUCUUCCACCGUCUGUACAGACUCCACUGACUCUUUUAAAAAGCAGCUGAAGACAUUUCUAUACAGACAAUCUUUUAAUGAACUUGUUGCUUUAUGUUUUCAUUUUAUUGUUUUAUAUUAUUAUUUUAUUUUUAUUUCUGGUUUUUUAAUGUGAAACAUUUUUACCUGUGAAAAGUGCUGAAUAAAUACAUUUUACCUACUUACUAGUUCUUUUCAACCACUUCAGUCCUAAUACAUCAGAUUUAAUGAGUCAGUUUUAUAAAUGGACUGCCUGCUUUACUUAGUCUACCCUCUGUGUUAAUGCUUUUUGUUUUUAGUGCAGUUCAGUGAAGCCAACUGUCAUAUAUGGUUGCCGCGUUUCCCCCUGUUAGCAGUGUCAUUUAAGCUUGGACUGUGACUAAAAUUGGCUCUCAAUGUUAUGACUCAUAAAGGAUGACAGGGAAGUGGAGACAUUUGGAGGGCUUAACUUAUUGGAUUUCACAACAGGCGCCAGUGGUCGUCUGGGCUUUGGGAGAUUUGGCAUAUGUGACAAUGAGAGGUAUAUACAUUCUAUAAGGAGACAAAACAGUUCACUGAUCACAUAUGACAAAAAAACAAAACACAACUAUACAGGUUUGUGCAUUUAGUGGUAUAACAAUAUUCUAACAACUUCCAAAUUCAACUGAGUAAGAUUGUAACUUGGCAGCAUUGUGGACACUUUUUAUUUAUUCACACAGAAGUAAAAAUAGUGCACAAUCAUACCAUAGCACAAUAAACAGUUCAAAGACAAAAAACCAAAAACAUUAGUGAGUUGUUCAUUAUCUUAUCAUUACAAAAUUUCCAUGAUCAUAAACAUUGCCUAUUUCAAAAGAUGAAUUACCCUUCUCUAAAGCCAAAUAACUUACUCAAAUGUCUUGGUGAGCACAGAAAUGGUUUUGGGUCCUACAUUGUUUAUCUUGUGAAGAUAGGUAACAUUUACUCUUCCAUUUAGUUGGAUUUAGUUGACCCAGGAAAACAACUGCCAAAAAUCAUUCACUGUUGUUCAGGGAGAAAAAAAAUUUGGCCCAUUACAGUGGAUCAUUAGUUUUACUGAAAAGACUAAUCAGUUGAAAUGAGGGGGAAAAAAAAAAACAACCUCAA